CAACCUCCCUCCUCUCCAGGUGCACCAUCACCUCCACUGGAAGUGGCCAUCCUUGAUGCCAGUAGGGAGCACAUCAAUGUCACCUGGAAGCCUCCAGCCAAGGAUGGUGGUUGUCCAGUCACCGGAUACCAUGUGGAGGUGGCAGAGGCCCGUCCAGAGCUGAAGUGGCUCAGGGUUAACAGCAGACCCAUCAAGGAUCUAAAGUUCAGGAUUGAUGAUGGAAUCAAACCAGAGAAGAAAUAUGUCAUUAGGGUUCGGGCCAUCAACUCUGUUGGUGUCAGUGAUCCCUCUGAUGUCUCCGAUAAGGUCUCCACCAAAGAUCCUGACUGUGCUCCAACUAUGGAUCUGGAAGCACAAGACGUGAUAGUGGUUGAAGGUGAGAAGCUACACCUGAACAUCCCCUACAGGGCAAUCCCGGCACCCAAGAUGGUUUGGCAGAAGGACACAGUGGAGUGUAAGGCUGGUGACCGGCUCACCAUGACAGUGGAGAUGAACAGCGCUCACCUGGAGCUGCUCAAGUGCACACGUGCUGACGGUGGUGCUUACACCAUCACUCUGGAGAACAGUCUGGGAACUGCCACUGGAACCAUCAAUGUCAAAGUCAUCGGACUCCCUGGUCAGUGUAAAAACAUCACCUCCAGUGACGCUACCAAGAACAGCUGCAAAAUCAGUUGGGAAGCCCCAGAGGAUGAUGGCGGCACCCCCAUUGUCAGCUAUACCCUGGAGCGUCGUGAAGCAUCCAAAAAGACCUACAUGCCUGUCAUGUCAGGAGACAAUGUCCUGACGUGUACCGUCAAAGACCUCUUUGUCAACUGUGAGUACUACUUCAGGGUAAAAGCUAUCAACAAGGUCGGAGCAGGAGAAUAUCUGGAGUUACGCAGCCCGGUCAUCACAGAAGAAAUCAAACAGAAACCAGACCCACCCAUCCAGGUGGAAGCUCAUGACCCGACCUCCAAGUCCAUCACAGUCACCUGGAAGGCUCCAGACUAUGAUGGUGGCUGUCCCAUCCAGGGCUACGUCAUAGAGAAGAUUGAGAAGGAUGGCGAUCGCUACGAGAGGGUCACUCCAAACCUGGUUCCUGGUUUCUCCUACGUUGUGACGGGCCUGAAGGAGGACAUGGAGUACCAGUUCAGGGUCCGAGCUGAGAAUGCUGCCGGAGUCAGCGAGCCGUCACGAAGCUCACAGCUUAUCAAGGCUGCAGAUCCCGUUGAGAAACCAAAGGUCACCCUGCAUGCCCGUGUGCAGUCCGGCCUGUGUGUCAAGAAAGGUGAUGAAAUCUGCAUUGACGCCUAUAUCUCUGGCUCCCCAUAUCCCAAAGUCACCUGGCUGAGGAAUGAUGAGGAUGUGACCAAAGAGCCCACCAAGAAGAUCGUUCCUGUUGUCAAGAAGAAGAAGACGAAGGCCAAGGUUCCAGAACCAGAGGUCGAGUUUGUGACUCCCCUGCGUGAGCGUCUGGGUAUAGACCAGACCAAGAAGGGCCGGUCUGCGCUGAUGAUCCGUGACGCUGUCAGAGUUGACCAUGGCACCUUCACUAUCAAGGUGGAAAACACUCAUGGUGUUGCCACUGCUUCCUGCACCGUCAACGUUCAGGACAAACCUGGUCCCCCGAUCAACAUCACCUUUGAUGAGAUCAGGAACACCUCGGUCAUCUGUAACUGGGAGCCUCCUGAGGAUGAUGGUGGCAGCGAGAUCCUAAACUACAUUCUGGAGAAGAAGGACAACAAGAACGAAGAGAUCAGCUGGAUCACUGUCACCUCCACCCUGAAGGGCACCAGCUGCCCCAUCACCAAGCUCAUUGAAGGAAAGGAGUACAUCUUCAAAGUCACUGCUGAAAACAAGUAUGGCUGCGGUGCACCGUGCAUCUCCGAGCCGCUUGUCGCCAAGAACCAAUUCAGUCCUCCUGACGCUCCCAAUACUCCCAGAGUCCACGAGGUGACGGCAAGCACCGCCCACAUCUCCUGGCAUGAACCAAAGGACAACGGAAGCCCGAUCCUGGGCUACUGGAUCGAGAGGAAGGAGGUGAACAGCAAACACUGGACCAGAGUCAACCGAGCCCUAAUCAACUCUCUCGAGGUGAAGGUGACCGGGCUGAUGGAGGGCCUGACCUACAUCUUCAGAGUGUGUGCUGAAAACCUGGCCGGCCCCGGGCCCUUCAGCGAGCCGAGCGAUCGCACCACAGCCAUGGAUGCAAUCCUGCCUCCUGGUCCACCCAUUCCAUGGAUCGUGGACACUGGAAAGGACAGCGUUGUUGUGGCCUGGAAGCCCCCACUGUUCAAUGGUGGUGGAGACAUCCUGGGAUACCAUGUUGAGAAGGUGCUGAUGGGAGAAAAAGACUGGACCCGCAGCACCGAGUUCAGGUGUAAAGAGCUGACAUACACUGUGACAGGCCUCACUGAGGGAGCUGAUUAUUACAUCCGGGUCUUGGCGGUCAACGAUGCAGGCCCAGGAGCUCCCGGUGUUACUGAACCCGUCACCGUCAAAGAGCCCCAAGAAUCUCCUGCUGUGGAUUUUGAUGUCUCUGUGAAGAACGGUGUCAUGAUUAAGGCUGGCGAGUCUUUGAGGCUUCCUGCUGUGGUGACUGGUCGUCCCCAGCCAGAGGUCAAAUGGACCAAAGAUGGGGCUGAAAUCGACAAAGAGAGGAUGAUUGUAGAGACCGUGGGCAAAAACAGCACACUGUUCAUCAAGACGACUGUGAGGGCGGAUCACGGAGUGUACCAGAUCACCGGCACCAACAGCAGCGGGAGCAAAACUGCUGAGACCAGAGUGGAUGUUAUGGGUUAG
This is a messenger RNA of Archocentrus centrarchus (flier cichlid), 2781 nucleotides long. RefSeq names its product titin-like. The record is from RefSeq and is a predicted model, not a curated record. NCBI's taxonomy places the organism in Eukaryota, Metazoa, Chordata, Actinopteri, Cichliformes, Cichlidae. The annotation marks the transcript as partial. The transcript has 11 exons. Gene Ontology annotation, molecular function: protein binding.